UACAAUAGAAGACUUUCUGCAAUGCGAUAAGAACUUCAUGCCUAUAAGGUACUCUUACUCGGACAUCAAGAAGAUGACUCGCAAGUUUAAGGAUAAGUUGGGCGAAGGAGGCUAUGGCUCAGUAUUUAAAGGAAAGUUACGCAGCGGCCGUUUUGUAGCAAUUAAAGUUCUGGGCAAACCCAAAGCCAAUGGCCAAGAUUUCAUUAGUGAAAUAGCUACCAUUGGAAGGAUUCACCAUGUCAAUGUGAUGCGACUCGUUGGUUAUUAUGUUGAGGGAUCAAAGCGUGCUCAAGUAUAUGAGUUCAUGGCUAAUGGCUCUCUUGAUAAAUACAUUUAUUCCAAAGAAGGAAGUAUCCCUUUGUCUAUCAACAAAAUGUAUGAGAUUUCUCUUGGAGUGGCUCAAGGGAUUGAGUAUCUACAUCAAGGUUGCGCAGUGCAAAUUCUCCAUUUCGAUAUCAAGCCUCAUAUUAUUCUUCUUGAUGAGAACUUCAAAGCAAAGGUUUCUGACUUUGGGCUAGCAAAGUUGUAUCAUGUGGAUAAUAGCAUUGUCACGUUGACGGCAGCGAGGGCGACAAUGAGAGAUAUUGCUCCUGAAUUGUUCUACAAAAAUAUUGGAGACGUCUCACACAAGGCCGAUGUCUAUAGUUUCGAAAUAUUGUUGAUGGAAAUGGCAAGCAGAAGGAAGAAUUUGAAUACAACGAUAGAGCAUUCAAGCCAAAUCUACUUCCCACUGUGGGUAUACGAUCAGUAUAAUGUGGGAAAUGACUUGGAGAUGGACAAUGUAACAGAGGAGGAAAACAAUGUAAUCAGAAAGAUGGUUAUAAUCGCCUUGUGGUACAUUCGAAUAAAACCAACCGAUCGCCCUUCGAUGCACAAAGUCAUCAAGCUGCUUGGAGGAGAUGUUAAAUGUCUGCAAAUGCCCCCCAGGCCUUCUCUAUGCCCACAAGAGACUCAUGUGGCUGUGGGUGAUAUUCAAGACCCAAUAUGUUCUAACGUAGAGCUAACAUGUUCUUUGUCAGCUAGGUGA
This is a messenger RNA of Pyrus x bretschneideri (Chinese white pear), 1027 nucleotides long. Its product is annotated as rust resistance kinase Lr10-like. Bases 38 to 1027 code for a protein of 329 amino acids. The transcript has a single exon. Lineage: Eukaryota; Viridiplantae; Streptophyta; Magnoliopsida; Rosales; Rosaceae. The record is from RefSeq and is a predicted model, not a curated record. Gene Ontology annotation, molecular function: protein kinase activity; ATP binding. Gene Ontology annotation, biological process: protein phosphorylation.